Messenger RNA from Papilio machaon (common yellow swallowtail), 851 nucleotides. RefSeq names its product TLC domain-containing protein 5. Gene Ontology annotation, cellular component: membrane. The record is from RefSeq and is a predicted model, not a curated record. NCBI's taxonomy places the organism in Eukaryota, Metazoa, Arthropoda, Insecta, Lepidoptera, Papilionidae. The transcript is spliced from 4 exons. Bases 108 to 851 code for a protein of 247 amino acids.
UAAAUCCGUCAUGUGACUACACGAAAAAUACAAAAUCAACUCAUAACAAACCACUGAAAUGAAUACAAACCGAGCAGUUUAAAUCUCAAACCCAACCGGUUCUACAAAUGGAAGCAAAAUCUGAACUAUCAGCGACAUCGUUGACGAAGUUAAUAUCGUUCCUGUUGUGGACCGGGUUAUACCUACAUUUGGCGGUGGACUCGAAGCGCAGUCCGGAGUGGUGCUCGCGAGCGGUCACCUUGCUUCACGGCUCCGUGGCCGCCUGCGUUGGCCUAGCACAGUGCAAUGUCAACCAACUGACGCGAUGCUCUCUAACGAUGAAACUAUCUUGGUGGCAAUAUGCUCUCAUGUUCUGGUCGUGGGGCUACUUCGCAUUCGACUUCCUCUGGUGCUUGCUGUACUGGAGCAAGAGUUACACUAUGCUUUGCCAUCACCUGUGCUCGAUCAUCGCCAUAAAUAUGUACCUUAGUAUGGAGAACACUGGGUGUACAUUUGCUUGCACCAUCGCAUUGUUAGAGGUCACAAAUCCCCUUUUACAAACAAGAUGGUUUCUUCGUGAUGGGGGAUAUAAUGAAUCUUUCUUGUAUUACAUGGUGGAAAUAACCUACCUUGUGUUAUUCCUAUUGCUCCGAGGAUGCAUUGGCACUUAUCUGGUGUACAAAAUAUUGCUCUCCGACGUUUUUGGAAUACCCGAAAAAGUGAUAACUGUGUCACUAUACUUAGUAUCUCUAGCCUUCAUAUAUGAAAUCAUGGGAUAUGUAAUGUACAAAUAUAGCAACAGAAUUGAUGAAUUUAAAAGUAUAGGAGGAAAUGAAAUGGGAACUAAAUUAUCGGAACAGCAAGAAGCCUAG